Molecule: messenger RNA, 3207 nt
Organism: Patella vulgata (common limpet)
Lineage: Eukaryota; Metazoa; Mollusca; Gastropoda; Patellidae
Product: carbohydrate sulfotransferase 13
Exons: 4
Coding region: 376-1632 (418 amino acids)
Biological process (GO): carbohydrate biosynthetic process
Cellular component (GO): membrane
Molecular function (GO): sulfotransferase activity
Source: RefSeq, a predicted model, not a curated record
UAACAGCCAAUGAUAAAUGAAAGUCAACCCGUUUGACUAGUUCUAUGCAUAUUGUUAGCAGGUCUAACAAACUCAUCUUACAUAAAGACGUCUGGUCCACAGAGUUGUAACAACUAAUAAGGCUUCAAUUCUAUUUUGUUAUGAAAUCUAUUUGAAUCAGAGAUAUUUUAUGUUUAUCUACUAUUUAUAAGUGUGACCCUAAUUGGGUGAGAGUGGUGAAGUUCAGAAUAUAGAUUCGUUAUGUCAAAACCAAGAGCAAGAGUCAAAAACAGGAAGGAGUUCUGUGCGCAUCAGAAAUCACUGCAAGAAGUCAACUGUUGAUUGUUCUCGACCACGCCAGUUGGUAACAGGUGUAAAAACAAUAAUAGCACAACGAUGAAUUUUCACAUUUCUAGAAAAAAGUUAUUUUUGUAUAUGGGAAUCAAUUUUCUGGCUAUAAUGUGUGUUUAUAAAGUUUAUUUGUCAGCAGAAAACAACGGUAUUCUUCAAACGAUUCAUUUACUUCGGUCCAAACCAACAGAUUACAUACAGCUGGAAUUGUCAGAAAGAAGGAAUAAUAUGAGUAAUUUCUGCCAUCGACAAGUUUCGCAAAACACCACGAAGCGCACAAUGGAAAAUAUCAAAAAGAAAUUACUGUAUUCUCCAGAGAAGAAGUUUUUAUAUUGUCCAGUGGAAAAAGUUGGAUCCACAUUUUGGCGACGUUUGUUCUUAAUUGUGAAUGGCGUCUCUAAAACAAAUAACCCAUUUAAUGUUUCAACAUAUAUGCUUUACAGUAACCGUUACAGCGCAAUAAAAGCGGAAACAACAGCAAUACGAAAUUCUUUAAAGUUUGUUAUUGUCCGUGAGCCAUAUUCUCGUCUUUUGUCCGCUUACGCCAAUAAACUGUUUGACAUAAAUCCAGUUUAUUGGUCAAUGUACGGACGAAAGGUUAUCAAAGCUGUACGGAAAAACCCGAGUAAUAAAAGUUUAUCUUGUGGUCAUGAUGUCACAUUUCCAGAGUUAGUUCGUUACGUCGUAAAACCACUUGCCAUGAAGGAUAUUCAUUUUAAUCCUAUUUCAGACAAGUGUAGUCCUUGUGACGUAAAAUAUGACAUCAUAGGUAAAAUGGAAACAUUUAAACGGGACACUUUGCAUGUUCUAAAGAAACUAAACUUGACCCACUUAGUAAUGUCUAGGGCACUUCAAGAAAUGGAAGAAGGGGUGGACAUUGAUACUAUCAAAAGCAAUACGAACAGUUUGAUGAAUUACCUCUCGCAAAAAAGAACACUGAAAUGUGUAACCCAUGAAGAGGCGUUUAAAAGAAAAUGGCGGAAUUUGCAACUUAGGGGAAUUAUAGGAAGUGACGUCGAAUACCCUUUCAAAGACGGCGAAGAGGAGACAACAACUCACAGUCAAUUAUUAGCAGUGUUUCUAAAUGCUUCUAGACGUUCCGGAAGUCGAAAAUCGCGUCGUAAAAACCGGGAACUGUCUUUUUUAGAAGCUUACAGCAAAGUUGAAAAGAAGUAUUUAAUCCAGUUGAGCAAAUACUUUAAAAAUGAUUGUUCAAGUUUUAGUUAUGACUGUAGACCCACAAACAUCUUUGAAAAGAACCAAAAACCACACACUAAGUUUUUUGAUACAGGGGGUUUAUAGGUUCCAUAUGGAAAGGUUUUAGUUUUGAUAUAUCCCACAGGUUUGAAGUGAUUAAAGAAGUGAUGGUUUGUUUUGAUUUUUGUUUGGAGGCGGGGGAGAGGGUGCGGGUAUUUUGCUAUUUAGGUUGGUAUUAUUUAUUUUAUUGGUCGUUUUCCUGUACAGUACUGAAAGCAAAUUGAAGAAACCCCGGAGAACGCUAGAUCGGCGACGGUCCUGCACAUAUGACGUCAUAUCCCUGUUUCCAUCUCUAGACUUUGACGACAUCUGCAGGUCCUAACCCGUAGCCUAACCCACAAUCCACAUAUGACGUCAUAUGUUCUAAAAUGUACAGGACCGUCGCCAAUCUAGCGUUCUCCAGAAACACCGCGCGGUGGAAGGGUACUUAGCUCUGUAUGAGUGUUUGUCAGGUGAUUUCGUUUACGCCUGUUUUAAUCCAUAUAAACGUUUUGGUGUUUUCUUCACUAUUAUUUCCUUUCGUUUGUCUUCUGUGAUAUAUUUAUAUUAGUUCAUUACAAAGAAAGCUCAUUAUGUUCUAAAUAUUGGAUAUUGGGAUCCCACAUUUUCACGGUAAAAUAACAACAAUAUUGAUUGGAAUGGACCAAUAUUGUAGCAAAGGCUACAUCUGCCUAUUACAGAUGCCAUCAGAUAUAUCCGAUAUUAUGUAGACUAAUGCGGUUCAGUUAUAUUUCGAUUUAAUUUUAAACUGGAGGAGCCAGAUUUAGCUUCGAACAACCGGUACGUUGGUUGCAAUUAAGGCACACGUAUUGUCAAACCUUCAAAGGCUGAUAUAUUCACUUGCAAUAGAGUAAUGUGAAUGAAAUUUUCAAAUUAUUGAUUUUACAUUAUCUAUUUUCGAACUAUUAUAGCACGAAUGGCCAGCUCUUUAUCUAAAUCUUACACAAUGUAUCUUUAAUUUAGAAUAUUAUUGAGUUGGGGGUUUAGUUCCUCUAUGUUUUGGAAACUUGAAAUAAACAAAAAUGGCUCUAAGACCCCAUAUUAAUGUAAUAUCAAGUAGUAAAAUAGGGCACUUGGAGGGGGUAUUUCCGGUAGGGUUAUCUUCCCCUGUUUUGUUUACCUUAUCAACGUCAGAAGAGUUAUCCCCCUUUUAUUAUGGGCGUGGUUGUUGACCCUAGUUACGAUAGAAUCACGUGACAACGACGUAAUAUGAACACCAUGUCCGUUUAAAUUUGAAUUGUUGGGUGUGUUUGUGUUUGUAAUGUUGUCCGCCUUUUUUUUAAAAAGUGGGGUUAACGGUUAAUUGUAGUGAUGAUGGAAACCCGUGGCAACUAGGUAAUAUGAAGUUGUGAGUUUAAAUUUGAAUUGUGGAUAUGGGGGGGAGGGGGGUCACCGUAAUGAGCGUGCGAAGUUCACCUCGAACCCACGCACCGCCCGCCCAGUCCAGCGCGCCCGCCCGCGGACGCUAUGAUCUUAUUUUUAUUCAAUGUAUUAUUGGUGGUGUGAAACAAAAUGUUUUAUUUGUACCGCGCAUGGGCCCCGCCUCGCCACGCCCCAACGUCUUUUUCGUCGUCGCUUCAACCCAAAGACCAAAACAUGUCCUAAAAGACAUUCCCGUCA